Molecule: messenger RNA, 834 nt
Organism: Mandrillus leucophaeus (drill)
Lineage: Eukaryota; Metazoa; Chordata; Mammalia; Primates; Cercopithecidae
Product: collagen alpha-1(III) chain
Source: RefSeq, a predicted model, not a curated record
AUGGUGGCCGAUCCUGCCUGGACGUCCCGGGCCGGUUCCUAACCCACGUCCGCCGUCCCCCGCCCCGGUGGAGAGAGGCUUGCGCUGCUCCUCGCCAUGCUUGGCAGCGGCUGCUGCGGAUCUCUGGGUCCAGGGUCGCACACGCCCCGCUAACCCUGGCCACUGCUUAGGAGGGGACGCCCGGGACUGCAGUUCUAGGCCCCGCAGCCAAGAGAAGCAGCAGGUCCCAGGGCCCACUCCAAGUCGUUAUCUCCAGCUUUGUUCCCGGGUCCGGGAACCAGCGGCCGCAGUCGGCCACUGUCGUGGGCGAGAACGGGGGCGCGGGGCGGUCGGGGAUUCUGCUGGGCACCUCACGUGCGCGCAGGGCCCAGCUUCACCACCGCAGCUGCAGCCGGGCCGCCUGGGGCCUGCGAAUUUCCCGGGUUGCGGCGCGGUACCGCCCCGAGGAAUGAGGGCGCGGCCCCGGUGGAAGGGGCAGGUCUGCGGCUCCGGCCACUGGAGGGGCGGGCACCGGCGUCCCACGAGGUCGCCGGUCCUCAGCCUCCAGCCUGCCUGCCUCGCUCCGGAUGCGCGGGCGACCCCGCUUCGCUGCGCUCCCCACUGGCGGCUGAGGCGCGCUGCAGGCGGGAGCUGCGGCUCCGAGAUUCCGGGCGUCCCCGCCGUGCCAGCGAUGGAGAAGCGCCGAGAGCUUCCAGGUCGCGGCUUCCGGAAAUUCGGUUAUUGAGCGGAGUUGGGGGUCAGGUUGCAAAAGGAGAGCCCCCUCCCCCAGGUUGUAAUCACCACCCGGCCCGCCGCUUCCGCAGCCGCGAGUCUAGGACGGAGCUGUUCGGUUGA